AUGGUCAGCCCAUCACGACGCUCAAGGAGUUUGCCAAAGAAGGCUGCAAGGACAUUUGGAUUUGUGCGCGGUGUCAUUGAAGCCUACAACAACCACCACGACCUCGUGCUCCGACCGGACGAUAUUUGGCUCGCGAUUUUGAUCCAGUUUGGUUUGUACGUUGAUGGCAACGCCGAGGAGCUUCGGUCGUCGCUCGUCAAGCACGAGGGCAAGAAAGAGCUCGUUGUGUACGCCAAUGGAACGUUGUACUCGGUCGACUUUGGCGCGCUCUCCAAGCAAAUGGUCGACAAGAUGGACGAGUACCUCGUGGACCCUAGCCUCAAGCACUGGGUGCUUCCGUCCUUCUCUACCACGACCGAUGACGACGUCAUUGUCGGCAGCGUCUUGCUCAUGGCCGCGAUGAAGAAGUAUUUCAGCUACAAGUUUUGCCUCCAAUGCGGCAUUCCGCAUGUGACGCUCCUCGGCACCGUGGACGAUUGGCAAGACAUUCGUCGUCGCCUCGACAAGCUCGCAACGUACGGCGAGCGCAUGCAGCAGUGGACGGCGAUGCUGGCGCCGAUCCUCGAUCAGUUUGUGGCAGCAGCCAAAGGCCAAGCCGACGUUGCGUUUUGGGACCGCAUCUGCAGCCACGAAGGCGGCGGCUCGGGCCCGAGCUACCUCAACGGCUGGAUCAGCGUCUUUUGUGUCUUCAACGACGAAGGCCAGUGGCAAGGCGACAAGAUGACCGACACGGUCAUGCAGCGCAAGCCCGAUGCGGAAAUGCAAGACGGAUGCUUUCCUUAUCAUGACGUCGACGUCACGUACGACUACCCACUCGUCGACAUGCAGGACAUUCCGCCGGGCUACCUCACGGUCGACGUGACGAUCGACGACAACGGGACAGAGUACAAGGCGCUCAUGUUUGCGGGGCACAUGGCUUACAGCAUUGGUGACGACAAGGCGUCGAUCGCGCCGUCGCUGAGCUGGGCGUUGGCGCUCAAGAACGGCGAGCCCGCGCCCGAGGAAACCAACCCGUUUGGACUGUAA
Saprolegnia parasitica CBS 223.65 is the source of this 1026-nucleotide messenger RNA. RefSeq lists its product as hypothetical. NCBI's taxonomy places the organism in Eukaryota, Oomycota, Saprolegniomycetes, Saprolegniales, Saprolegniaceae. The coding region runs from base 1 to 1026 and encodes 341 amino acids. The transcript has 2 exons. The record is from RefSeq and is a predicted model, not a curated record.